GAUUUGCUGGUCGGACUCGGUUGUUGCUUACAUUUUUCGGAACAGGAACUACACUGGCGGAGGGAUGAGUCUCUCCCCUGUGAUUGGCACAGACGUGCCAGAAACAGCUAAUGGGGAUGUGGCCCCCAUCUCUCCAGAAAACGGCCCUCAUGAUCCGACCUCGGUGAAAUGUGGGGGCAGCAGAGUGCCCUGUCCUGGAGAGGGAUCAGAGGACACUGACAACCACGUAGAAGUGGAGAACAAAGUUUACGAUGGCGAAGGCUGCUUGGACUCAGAGACAUUGAAUAAUGGUAGAACAUCUAGUUUAUCGUUACGCUCUUCUGACGAGCCGGACGCCUCCCUCCCUGCUGCCACAUGCACAGGAGACUCAGAGGACUCAGAAUCUGGCUCCAAAGACACAGAUAUUCAUGAGGCCUCUAACACUGUAGGGCCUCCUGGUACAGCUCUGCUGUGGGUCCCUGCACAGCGAGCACACUUCAAAGAGUUACCUCCCCGAGAAGGCCCUGCCAAGUCGGACAGACAGCCGAGGGAGACGGACACCGACAGCCGAGACGAGGAGGAAGAUGGAGAGAAGGAGAAACAGGAUGAAGAGGAAGAUGAGAAGAAUGAAAAAAAGUGGAUUCAUCAGCGAGCAGGAGGGAGAAAAAGGGUAGAGGUGAUUAUAUUGUCCUUUAGCAGAUUACAUGUACCAGCAGGAGCAGAUGGAUUGAAGAGAUAGUACCGGUCAUGAGAUGUAAUGAACUCCUCCUGAACAAAGGUCAAU
Molecule: messenger RNA, 763 nt
Organism: Notothenia coriiceps (black rockcod)
Lineage: Eukaryota; Metazoa; Chordata; Actinopteri; Perciformes; Nototheniidae
Exons: 2
Coding region: 65-718 (217 amino acids)
Source: RefSeq, a predicted model, not a curated record